AUGACACAAGAGACAGUGUAUGGGGUUGCAUUCAGAUCUGUCGCCACGGCAGACGAAUCAGCCUACAAGGACAUGAUACACUUUUACCAUAAACUCGGGUUUUCGAGCGUGAAAACUUACGACAAGUUCAGAAGUAACAACAAAGAUUUCCAUACUUCUGGAACUGCACAGGAUUCUAUUAAAGAGACAUGGCUAGAAAGUUUUAAAUUGAGUGAAGUGGAUGCUGAUGGAUUCCGUAUUCCUCAACAACAAGCUACUAACCACGAACAAAGUGAGGGUGCCUUGUUGAAGAUCAGAUUGGUCGCUAAGCAGCCAGCUAAAGCCGAAGGCACUCAAAUUACUUACUUCUCUACCGAGGUCGAUGAAGUUUUGAAGGAGUUUCCUAAUGCUAAGACGGUAAAUGAUGGCUUGGUAUCUUUGGAAGACCCAUUAGGUAACGUAAUUCUUUUCUCCAAAUUCGCUCAUGGUGGUGAGAAAGAGACUGUCUCCAAGGACUUUUUCUUGGAUCACGUAGAUGUCACUGCCACUGCCGAUUCGACUCCCUCUUCAGCAGGUUCUGUUCCUACCGGUGGUGCCAUUAAGAAGAAGAUCGCUGUUAUGACUUCCGGUGGUGACUCUCCAGGUAUGAACUCUGCUGUACGUGCUGUAGUGCGUGCGGGUAUUUAUUACGGUUGUGAUGUUUACGCUGUCUACGAAGGUUACGAAGGUUUGUUGAAGGGUGGUGAUCUACUUAAGAAGAUGGAAUGGCAAGAUGUUAGAGGUUGGUUAAGUGAAGGUGGUACUUUGAUCGGUACUGCUCGUUGUAUGGAAUUCAGAGAACGUUGGGGCCGUAAGCAAGCUGCCGGUAACUUGAUCAGAGAAGGUAUCGAUGCUUUGGUUGUCUGUGGUGGUGACGGUUCUUUGACAGGUGCCGAUCUUUUCAGAUCUGAAUGGCCUUCUUUGGUGAAGGAAUUGGUCGAGGAUGGAACUUUCACUGAAGAACAAGUUGAGCCAUACAAGAACUUGACGAUCGUUGGUCUUGUGGGUUCGAUUGAUAACGAUAUGUCUGGUACUGACUCUACAAUUGGUGCUUAUUCUGCCCUAGAGAGAAUCUGUGAAAUGGUCGACUACAUUGAUGCUACCGCCAAAUCCCAUUCCAGAGCUUUCGUUGUCGAGGUUAUGGGUAGACAUUGUGGUUGGUUGGCUUUGAUGGCUGGUAUCGCCACAGCUGCUGAUUACAUUUUCAUUCCAGAGAGAGCCGCUCCAUCUGGUGAAUGGCAAAAAGAACUACAAAGGGUUUGUCAGGCUCAUAGAGAGAAGGGACGUAGAAACAAUACCGUUAUUGUUGCUGAAGGUGCCUUAGACGAUAAGCUAAAUCCAAUCACUUCUGAACAAGUUAAAGAUGCUUUGAUUGAGCUAGGUUUGGACACUAAGAUUACAACUUUGGGUCACGUUCAAAGAGGUGGUACUGCCGUUGCUCACGAUAGAUGGUUGGCCACUUUGCAAGGUGUUGAUGCUGUGAAGGCCGUUUUGGAAAUGACUCCUGACACCCCAUCUCCAUUGAUUGGUAUUCUAGAGAACAAAAUCAUCAGAAUGCCUCUAAUGGAAUCCGUUAAGCUAACCAAGUCGGUUGCUGAUGCGAUUGAACACAAAGAUUUUGAUAAAGCUAUUUCUUUACGUGACAGUGAAUUCAUUGAGCUAUACGAAAACUUCAUUUCUACUACUGUCAAGGACGACGGUUCUGAAAGAUUGCCUGAGGACGAAAGAUUAAACGUGGCCAUUGUUCACGUUGGUGCCCCAUCUGCUGCCUUGAACGCUGCCACUCGUGCUGCCACUCUGUACUGUUUGUCUCGUGGGCACAAGCCAUACGCCAUCUUGAAUGGUUUCAGCGGGUUGAUCCAAACUGGUGAAGUUAAGGAAUUGUCUUGGAUCGAUGUUGAAAACUGGCACAACCUAGGUGGUUCUGAAAUCGGUACUAAUAGAUCGGUUGCUAGUGAAGAUAUGGGUACAAUUGCAUACCAUUUCCAAAAGAACAAAUUCGAUGGUGUCAUCAUCUUGGGUGGGUUCGAAGGUUUCAAGUCUCUUAAGGAGUUGCGUGAUGCUCGUGCUCAAUAUCCUAUCUUCAACAUUCCAAUGGUUUUGAUCCCCUCAACCGUUUCCAACAACGUUCCAGGUACAGAAUACUCUUUGGGUGUUGAUACUUGUUUGAACGCUUUGGUCAACUACACAGACGCAAUUAAGCAAUCUGCUUCAGCUUCGAGAAGAAGAGUGUUCGUCGUUGAAGUCCAAGGUGGCCACUCCGGUUACAUUGCAUCUUUCACUGGUCUAGUUACUGGUGCUGUUUCUGUCUACACUCCUGAAGAUCAAAUAGACUUGAAGAGUAUCAGAGAGGAUUUGGCUUUGUUGAAGGAGAAUUUCCGUCAUGACAAGGGUGAAAACCGUAACGGUAAGAUUGUCAUCAGAAAUGAGCAAGCUUCUUCCAUCUACACCACUGAAUUGAUCGCUGAUAUCAUCGCUGAAAACUCUAAAAACAAGUUUGGCGUAAGGACUGCAAUUCCAGGUCACGUUCAACAAGGUGGUGUUCCUUCUUCUAAGGAUCGUGUUACUGCAUCCAGAUACGCUGUGAAGUGUGUUAAGUUCUUAGAGGCCUGGAACAAGAAGAAUGUUGAUGAGACUAACGAAGACUUCAAGAUCUUGAGAUUCAAGUACGUCAACGGAUCCAAGGUUUACACUGUCCAUGAUGAGGAUUCUUCUGCUGCAGUCAUUGCAGUUAAUGGUUCUCACAUCUCAUUCAAGCCUAUCGCACGUUUGUGGAAGGACGAAACCAAUGUGGAAUUGAGAAAGGGUAAUGAGAUCCACUGGCAAGAGUUUAACAAGAUCGGUGAUAUUCUUUCCGGCAGAUGCAACCUAAGAAAGGAGGUUGAAGCAUCCUCUAAGAGCGCUUAA
Messenger RNA from Lachancea fermentati, 2925 nucleotides. Lineage: Eukaryota; Fungi; Ascomycota; Saccharomycetes; Saccharomycetales; Saccharomycetaceae. The record is from the annotation of a GenBank genome assembly.